Molecule: messenger RNA, 476 nt
Organism: Limulus polyphemus (Atlantic horseshoe crab)
Lineage: Eukaryota; Metazoa; Arthropoda; Merostomata; Xiphosura; Limulidae
Product: porphobilinogen deaminase-like
Exons: 4
Coding region: 102-476 (124 amino acids)
Biological process (GO): heme biosynthetic process
Cellular component (GO): cytoplasm
Molecular function (GO): hydroxymethylbilane synthase activity
Source: RefSeq, a predicted model, not a curated record
AAGAGGCAAUAGCACCAUAGUUUAGACUUCAGAUAGUAUAUUACAAGUAUGACCUGUUGUCGUUCAAUUCCUGAGUAAAGAAACAACAAAAUAUAUGUUGUAUGGCAAACGUUUCACUUCCGGAAAUAUUUACUGUUCUUUAUAUAAACAUGAAUGCUGGUUGUGAUACUGGCAAAAAUUCAGAAAUAAUUAGGAUCGGUUCAAGAAAUAGUCAGCUGGCUCUCAUUCAAACAAAUGCUGUAGUAAAUCAAUUGAAAGCUCUCUAUCCAGCAAAAACCAUAACAGUUACACCAAUGUCAACAACAGGAGACAAAAUUCUGGAAAAAGCUCUUUCUAAGAUUGGGGAAAAAAGCUUGUUUACUAAGGAGCUUGAAGUGGCUUUAGCAGACAAUGUUGUUGACCUGGUAGUUCAUUCUUUGAAAGAUUUACCUACAACUCUUCCUCCCGGAAUGGUUAUAGGAGCUAUUUGCAAGUAA